AAAAAAAGUUAACAGUUUACUCCCAGCAAAAAUAAGAAAAGCCUGACCAACUUCUGUAGACUUCCAGGAAUCGUUGGUUUAGACGUUGCACAGCAGGAUGGCGGAGCCCCGUGGGAUCCUGAUAAAAGGAGGCAAAGUUGUGAAUGAAGAUUUCUCUGUGAUCAGUGACGUCUAUAUUGAAAAUGGGAAAAUAGUGGAUGUUGGACUGAAUCUUCACAUUCCAGAGGGAGUGAGAAUUAUUGAUGCCAGGGAUAAACUGGUGAUCCCAGGUGGAAUUGACACACACACGCACAUGGAGCUUGCAUUCAUGGGCACCAGGAGUGUGGAUGACUUUCAUAUAGGAACUCAGGCUGCCUUAGCUGGAGGGACAACAAUGAUCGUGGACUUUGUCAUCCCCCAAAAAGGCAAGUCUCUUCUGGAGGCUUAUAACUCUUGGCGCAAGGCAGCGGACAGCAAAGUCUGCUGUGACUACUCACUGCAUGUCGCUGUCACGUGGUGGAGUGACCAGGUCAAGAAUGAAAUGGAGAUUAUCGCCAAAGAGAAAGGAGUCAAUUCCUUUAAGAUGUUUAUGGCGUAUAAAGAUCUGUACAUGCUGCAGGAUGCUGAACUCUAUGCAGCAUUUGCCCAGUGCAAGAACAUUGGCGCAAUAGCGCAAGUGCAUGCUGAGAAUGGGGACCUGAUCGCUGAGGGGGCAAAGAAGAUGCUGUCCAUGGGCAUCACAGGACCUGAGGGUCAUGAAAUGUGUCGGCCGGAGGAAGUCGAGGCUGAGGCUACUCAGAGAGCCAUCACCAUCGCCAGUGCUGUCAAUUGCCCUCUUUAUGUGGUCCAUGUCAUGAGCAAAUCUGCAGCCAAGGUGGUGUCCAACGCACGCAGAGAUGGACGGGUGGUGUUUGGGGAGCCCAUUGCAGCUGGACUAGGAACUGACGGGACUCACUACUGGCACAAGGAGUGGGCCCAUGCGGCUUUCUUUGUCAUGGGUCCUCCCCUAAGACCUGACCCCAGCACCCCUGCGUACCUCAUGGACCUGCUGGCCAAUGAUGAUCUCAGUGUGACGGGGACCGACAACUGUACCUUCUCAGUUUGUCAGAAGGCACUUGGAAAAGACGACUUCACCAAGAUCCCCAAUGGGGUGAACGGCGUGGAGGAUAGGAUGUCCGUCAUUUGGGAGAAGGGAGUGCACAGCGGCAAAAUGGAUGAGAAUCGAUUCGUAGCUGUCACCAGCAGCAACGCAGCAAAAAUCUUCAACUUCUACCCGCAAAAAGGCCGCAUCGCCAAGAACUCAGAUGCUGAUGUGGUUAUUUGGGAUCCCAAGUCAUCAAGAAAGAUUUCAGCCAAGACGCAUCACCAGGCUGUGGACUACAACAUCUUUGAGGGUAUGGAGUGUCAUGGAGUGCCAGUGAUCACCAUUUCCAGGGGCAAAGUGGUCUACGAGGAUGGACACCUGAAGACGACGCCUGGUUGGGGCAGAUUCGUCCACAGAAAACCCUUCUCUGAAUUUGUCUACAAACGAAUCAUGCAGAGGGACAAGGUGGGCCAACCUACACCUGUGAUCAGAAAGCCAUAUGAUGGAAAAGUCAUUUCUGUGUGAACAUGGGAGCCACUAAAGAAAGCCACUUUGAGCCUCCAGCUGUGUGUUUGCGUCCUUUCACACUCAUUACUGUCAGUGCCUGGACAAGUCUCAGAAAUAGUAAUACUUAUAUGGUCAGAAAUAGCAAAAAUUAUACUCAGAAAGAUUCAUUUUAUAUACAGUACUGCGAAAUGUGUUAUCUUUUUAAUUCAUCUUUUCAGUGAGGAAUGGGUGGUCAAUUUAGGUCAAUUCAACAUCAAACUCAAUGUCAUGUUAUGUACUUUUAUAGGCUUUAUGAAAUUCUAACUAUCAAUAGUUUUAUUAUCAUUGCAAAGAAAUAAAAGCGGAAGUGGCUACUAAGAAACA
Molecule: messenger RNA, 1933 nt
Organism: Syngnathus acus (greater pipefish)
Lineage: Eukaryota; Metazoa; Chordata; Actinopteri; Syngnathiformes; Syngnathidae
Gene: dpys
Product: dihydropyrimidinase
Exons: 10
Coding region: 98-1588 (496 amino acids)
Biological process (GO): pyrimidine nucleobase catabolic process
Cellular component (GO): cytosol; cytoplasm
Molecular function (GO): dihydropyrimidinase activity
Source: RefSeq, a predicted model, not a curated record